AUGCUUAAGAAAAUUUUCCAAUUGAUUUUUGCAGCUGCUUUUGUGAACUUCUGUGCAGCCUUUGAUUUUAAUGACUACUACACUGCUCACGAUCAAAUGGAUUUUCCAGAAUCUAUGACGAGAGGUGAUGCGGCUUUCCUACCAAUCAAUAGAUUUAAUCCAAGCAAUAGAUUUGAAAUGAGUCCAUUAUUACUACCAACAAGUAUGUUCGAUACGGAUCGAUAUUUCCGAUAUAACGAUCUAUCAAACAUGGAUCCAUUGAAUGUAAGAAGACAAUCAGAAAUUAUUAAUGUCCUAUUGGGACUUCCUAGAGGUCUUGAGGAAGCUGGAUAG
Chironomus riparius is the source of this 333-nucleotide messenger RNA. Lineage: Eukaryota; Metazoa; Arthropoda; Insecta; Diptera; Chironomidae. The record is from the annotation of a GenBank genome assembly.